Phragmites australis (common reed) is the source of this 3237-nucleotide messenger RNA. Its product is annotated as protein FAR1-RELATED SEQUENCE 6-like. NCBI's taxonomy places the organism in Eukaryota, Viridiplantae, Streptophyta, Magnoliopsida, Poales, Poaceae. Gene Ontology annotation, molecular function: zinc ion binding. The transcript has 8 exons. Gene Ontology annotation, biological process: regulation of DNA-templated transcription. The coding region runs from base 1 to 2847 and encodes 948 amino acids. The record is from RefSeq and is a predicted model, not a curated record.
AUGCCCCUGCCUCUGUUGCAGCCUUGUGCGCCGGUGCAGAGUCGGCGGGCGGGGGAGAAGCUGGAGGAGAUGUCCGAUGAGAGUGGCGUGGGAUGUCCGACGGCCAGGCAUGACAGGACGUGGGAGGGUGGGCGGAGAAGCCGGGGGAGAUGUCCAUUGAGGGCGACAUGGGAUGUCCAACGACCGGGCACGGGAGGGCGGGCGAUCGUGCACGGGAGGCUGGGCGCCGGACAGUGGGCAAGCGGGCUGUCAUGGGAUGACGGGCGGCCGUGCACAGGUGGGGGCGGUCUAGCGUGGGAGGACGGGCUGGCGCGGAAAGAAGCCGUCCGAACUCAGAGCAUUUCGAUCCUCCCUACUGCUCUCCAAUUGAUCGAUCCACCCCCUCGCCCGGUGCUUUACAGCUGCUGCUUCGCAUCGCAUCGCAUCGUCUCUCGCCGUCCGCCCCGCCUGUCUUGCGGCGCCGCCUCCCCCGAUCCUAGUAUGGAGGAGUCCGAUGGAGAGGAUAUUGGUGUUCCAGAAGUUGGCAUGGUGUUCAAUAAUCACACGGAAGUCAACCGAUUCUACCGCAAGUAUGCUCGCCGUGUUGGCUUCAGUGUCUCAAUUAGGAGGUCCUCAUUCUCACAAGAAGGGACCUGCUUAUAUCUCGAGCUUAUGUGCUGCAAAGGAGGGCGGCCACGUUAUGAGCCAAAGUUCAGGAAACGGGCGUCAUCGACCACUAACUGCCCAGCAAAGAUCCGAGUGAAGUUAUGGGGAGACAAAUUGUUGCAUGUAGAGUUGGCAAUCCUUGAUCAUAAUCAUCCAGUGAGCCCAGCAAUGGCGAGGUUCUUGAACUCUUAUAAGCAGCUCUCUGGCCCUGAAAAGAGGCGGUUGCGUAUGGGUGGCCCUGGAGCUAUGCCAGUGGAAGAGCCAAGCAAGAUGCCUGUGGAUAAGUUGGGGGAACUUGAGCAGCUUUUGUUUAGCGAGAGCAAGCACCAUGGUUUUGUUGAGAGGGGCCGUUUGAAGCUCCAGCCUCGAGAUUCGGAGGCCCUUCGACUUUUCUUCACUCGGAUGCAGGCCAAAAAUGCAAACUUUUUCAAUGUCAUUGACUUGGAUGAUGAAGGCUGUGUCAGGAAUGUUUUCUGGGCGGAUGCACGAUCAAGAGCUAUGUAUGAGUAUUAUAAUGAUGUCAUCACACUUGACACUUCCUAUGUGGUUAGUAAAUAUUCUAUGCCUCUUGCAACAUUUAUUGGGGUGAAUCAUCAUGGCCAAUCUGUCUUGUUAGGUUGUGCCCUACUUUCUGAUGAAACAGCGGAAACCUAUUCAUGGCUAUUUAAGGCUUGGAUAGCAUGUAUGUCUGGCAAUCUUCCAAAGGCUCUCAUCACUGACUAUUGUAGUGGCAUCCAAAGUGCUGUAACUGAGGUUAUUCCUGGAGUCCGCCAUAGAAUGUGCUUAUUUCAGAUAAUGAGGAAGGCCGCAGAACGAUUAAGUGGGCUGUCAGAGUACAGAGCUAUCAACAAGGCAAUUCAAAAGGUUGUAUAUGAUUCUUUAACCAUAGACGAGUUUGAAAGAGAAUGGGAUGCUUUAAUUACAUAUAAUGGGCUUCAGGGUAAUGACUGGUUAAGAUCACUUUAUGAAUGUCGAUCUUCAUGGGUUCCUGUCUUUAUUAAAGAUGCAUUUUGGGCAGGAAUGUCUGCUACACAAAGAAAUGAAACAAUCACUCCUUUUUUUGAUGGAUAUGUGGAUUUGAAAACCACCUUGAAGCAAUUUCUUGGCAAGUAUGAGAUGGCUUUGCAGAGCAAAUAUGAGAAAGAGGCCCAAGCAGAUUUUGAGACAUUUCAUAAGCAACGUCCACCAGUAUCAAAAUUCUAUAUGGAAGAGCAGCUCUCAAAGGUAUACACCCAUAAUAUGUUCAAGAAAUUCCAAGAUGAGAUUGAAGCCAUAAUGUACUGCCAUGUAUCUUUAAUUAAUGUCAAUGGGUCUAUCUCCACGUUCAAUGUCAAGGAGUGCAUUUUCCUUGAGGAUGGUAAAAGGACUAUGAGUAAGGUUUUUUUAGUGACAUACAACGUAGAACAAAAGGAUAUAACAUGUAUCUGUGGAGGUUUCCAAUUCAGUGGCAUACUGUGUAGGCAUAGUCUCUCAAUGCUCAAGUUUCAUCAGGUUCGUGAAAUUCCUCCACAGUGUAUUUUUGAUAGGUGGAAAAAGGAUUUUAGACAGUUGCAUGUGAUGGGACGCCCUUCAAGUAGUGAUGUUGUCCCCAACAACCGUUUGGAUCGACAUGACUAUUUGUCAAUGAGAUGCCUGCAGCUUGUUGACUCUGCAUUCCUAUCAGAUAAAUAUCGCCUUGCUUUGAGGUUGGUGAGGGAUAUGGAGAAGUUUCUGUUAAAUAGCAACACACAUGAUGAUACACAACCAAGGAUCAAGUCUCGCAUUCCUAAAGUAAAUAAAUCAAAUACAGUGACUGGUCAAAAUGUGGUGGAUACAGCUACCUGCAAUGGAAAUGAUGGGCUCCAAGGACCAGAGGUUCAUGCAAUCAUACAAGCAUUACAAAUCCAAAAGGGAGGAGCAGAAAAAGGGUUAGUUCCUGCUGGCUACAUUGGAGUGCCAGCUAAUAUCCAGCAAUUCGUUGGCAAUCAAGCAGCUAUUCGGCCAAGCAUUGUGUGCAUGGUUCCGAGUGGUGUUGACCCACAUGCUUUUGGAAAUGGUGUUUUGAUGCCAGUAAUGUACCAGCAGAUGUUCCAGGUACCCCAGAAGCCAAAUGAAACUGUGCAAGAUACUUCAGCAAACAGGAAAAGGAAGCGACCUUGUGGCCAGAAGCUGGCAGAGACAUCUCAACAGUCAAAUGGAACCCUGGGACCUGCAUCUGGAUAGGAAACUGCUCACAUUUAGAACAGGAUUUCUGUAAAUAUGUGGACUUGCUGACGUGAAGAAUUUUACAUAGGAACGCGGAAACUAACAGAUGCAUCUCAGCUGUGAUCCAAGCCUCCAAGGUGUCUGUACUAUGAAAGAGAUAAAGCUGGGCAAAAGGGCCGGUCUUCAUUUGGAUCAUCCUGGAGUUCUGAAUGUCGAAGUCAAUUUCACCUUGUGUAUUUUUUUUUUUCUGAUUCCAUCAACAUUGGCAGCAUUAAAUUUUACUCGGAGAGUAUCAGUGGUUCCAGUUUAAUGUACAAGUCCCUGUGUCUUCUGCCUGUUAUGUAAAUGAUUUGUUGGAUUAGCCCUAUCAUGGCUCAUGAGCAGUGCCAAGAUGCCUUUGAAGUGCCA